Molecule: messenger RNA, 1875 nt
Organism: Cladophialophora immunda
Lineage: Eukaryota; Fungi; Ascomycota; Eurotiomycetes; Chaetothyriales; Herpotrichiellaceae
Exons: 1
Coding region: 177-1541 (454 amino acids)
Source: RefSeq, a predicted model, not a curated record
ACUUGCUUGCUCAAGAACUGAGCUGUUCGAACAUCAAGCCCUUUUUACGGACAUACAGAGCAUCCCGAGCCAUGCUUCCACCUUCAUGAUAGAGCUUCCUCUGCUUAGACGAGCAUAAACCACCAUCAGCCACCCAUAUCCCACCUUUUCAAACCCCCUGCGCACGGAGCCGCAGGAUGACCGCCCUAUCUCCACCAACCUCCCCGACAACGCCCUCGCGAAAGCGCAGGUCGCUGCGACUUUCCAAUGUCGAAAUACAGUCCCAAGACGCAACCUCCCCAAGUCCCUACACCAGCGGGACCACCAAUGGCACGGCGUACUCGAGGAGAUCAUCGCGGACAUCGCAGACCUCUUACCAGCCUCGGUCUCCGGUGACACCUCGCCCCAUGUCCUCCAAGUCGUCCAGACCUCCCUCGUUCUCCCAGCAGCGCAGACCGAGUCGGACAAGUAUCAAUAGCAACAGGAGUAUAGAACAAUACGGUGACAGUAACGGGUUGGGGAACUUGGCCGACGAGCUGGAGCAGGCCUGGGACGACGAAGAGGACGCCGAAGGUCACUCCAACUUCCUCGAGGGUUUACGAGAAGGCGAGGUCGACCAAGACUCUUCGAUGAUGCGCGACCUACGAAGCCCCUACGAGGUGAACGACAUGCACGAUUUUGGGUUCGGGAUGGUCGUCCAGAGCCCGCACGGGCAGUCUCCCACAUUGCGCGUUCCGCAGCCUCAACGGAAUUCGCAACCUCAGGAGAACAAAAAGUCAGGACACCAGAGACAAGAAUCUGCCUACGACGGCUCAGACUAUGGGCCUGAUUCAGAGGCGGACCAGGAAGAGGACGCUUUUCCACCGAUACUACGCAAACGAAUCCGCGACAUCGAGAACCUCACACGCAUGUGCGUCAACCCCGAGGACGCUGUCAGCGAAGGUGGUGGCACUGUCCGACGAGUCAUUCAUGGCUUGAAGGAUCUCGGGCCGCAGGCAAACAUUGAGUACGGCGUCACACGACUGAUCACGGCAUAUACGUCGAUGGCGUCUCACCGGACACACAAGACUCGAGAUUUGUUCUCCCAGUCGCACUCCCUGAUGUAUGGAGGAACUCUAUGGCAGCUACCCGAGGAGAUGAUUGACUUACUCCUUGACGAUGUUACGAGCUUGUCCUCGACGCUCCCUUUCCUCCGCCCACAAAACCCACUGCUCUCCCUCCAAAUCCUGGCAUCGCAAACCGAUGAACUCACGCAUACUCUCCGCUCCUUGACCGACCUGCUCCAAGAGUCCCGUCUCGCUGCCAGUGCCGCAACGAGAAAGCUCAAGUCGGUCCGUGACAUGGUGGAGGACAUGUCGCUGGAGGAAGAGCUGGUGGGGAACAGCAUCCUAUUGAUCCAGGCAGGGGACUGGGAUCGGAGAUGUCGGGAGCGGCAGGCGGCGCGAACGUGCCAGGAGGUCUGCGAGGGGUUUGCGGACCGAUGGGGUCUGCAAUGUGAUGUGGAUUUAAUAUCGCUUGCUGAAGGCAGGAAGCAGCCUGCCCCAGUAUUGGUGUCUGGAUAAUGCAAAACGAAUUGGGAGAUUUGGUUCUUGAAGCGCGGAGUCCGGGGAAGUUUUGGCAAGGCAACCACAUGGGCAUGAUGGGACCAUGGGGUCAAAGAAGAUUGUUGAUGAGUACCCUGGUUAGAACGAUACAUUGGGAUGGAGAUUGAUCCAUAUGCUUUAAUGAGAGACAGGAGCGGGCGCUGGAAUAAUGAGAGACGGUAGAUUGGCCACGAAAACAAUAUACAGAGUCGACACUCGAGUCUGAAUCCCAAACUAGUGGCAUGGUCUGGAUGGUUGAGAAUGGGCUCAGAGGUCACAAUGCAUUUGUAAAAGAUAUCCUGUUUACCUUUGG